UGGAGCGGAGCGCCGGCCACAGCGGAUUCGCAGGGUGCCCACUUUCCAUCGCUUCAGGUCUUUAACGCCAGCUCGGUUUGCAAAGCAAGCAUGGCUGACAAGUACGUGCCCACCGGUCUGGAACUCACCAUCGCCUCCAUGAUGGGGAUCUUCAAGUCGUAUGCCGGCAAGGAUGGCGACAGCUCCAGGCUCUCCAAAUCCGAGCUGAAGUCGCUCCUGAACAAGGAGCUGCCCGGGUAUCUUCAGAACGCCAGCGACCCGGCGGUGAUCGAGAAGGAGCUGAAGAAUCUGGACGAAGAUGGCGACGGCCAGGUGGACUUCAAAGAGUUCAUCAUCUUCAUCGCGGCCCUCACGGCCGCCUGCUACGACGCCAUCGAGGCGCAGGCCUUGAAGUCUCCGGCCAAGAAGUGAUUUUUUUUCCCAGAUACAAGCGGUGGGGUGGGUGUUAGUGGUCAGUGAUGGAGGGGGGGGGGGAGUUCCCAGAGUGGUGACACUGGCAAGGAAGUGCUGUGUGCGGCACGUUUUGAGGACUCUGGUUGGGGGUGAGUUAGUUCGGGUUGUGUACUGUUCGUUUUCGGUGUCCCGAGUUCUAAGACUGCCCCAGGUGACUUGGAACGUUGCUUCACGCGUUUGGCUGUAGGGGUGUGACGGCCUCUAAUGUCGCGCCGUGCAGACCCCAGUCUUUAGCUCGUUAAUUCCCCGAUCCGCUUUCAUUUGGCUGGCACGUUCAUCGCCGCGGUAGUGAAGAGGUGGGGGGGGGGGGGAAAUGUACCUAAUUUUGGCUAACUGCCUAAAAUCCAUCGGUGGCACUGGAAUAACGACACCCCAACCACCACUGCCUCCUCCAACUCCCCCCCCCCCCCCCCUUUGCUGCCCCUCCCCCACAGUAGUUCUGCUCACUGGUUUUCUCGUUCGUGGGCCCUCCGCCACCCUGGGUGUUUGUGAGACUGCUGGGGGUGGAAGCGGCAUGCGGCUGGUGUCUUGGUGCUGUUUGCUUGACCAAAACGCGUUUGCAAUAAUAAUAAAAAAGAGAAUAUUUGUACCUGCUCA
This is a messenger RNA of Lethenteron reissneri (Far Eastern brook lamprey), 1050 nucleotides long. Its product is annotated as protein S100-P-like. NCBI's taxonomy places the organism in Eukaryota, Metazoa, Chordata, Hyperoartia, Petromyzontiformes, Petromyzontidae. The record is from RefSeq and is a predicted model, not a curated record. Gene Ontology annotation, molecular function: calcium ion binding; transition metal ion binding; calcium-dependent protein binding.